Salvia miltiorrhiza (redroot sage) is the source of this 1788-nucleotide messenger RNA. RefSeq names its product glycine-rich cell wall structural protein-like. The coding region runs from base 1 to 1788 and encodes 595 amino acids. Lineage: Eukaryota; Viridiplantae; Streptophyta; Magnoliopsida; Lamiales; Lamiaceae. The transcript has a single exon. The record is from RefSeq and is a predicted model, not a curated record.
AUGAUCGUCGGUGGGAAUGCUUUCGGUGGCGAUGCCAUCGGUGGUGAUGCCAUGGGUGGUGUAGUCAUCGGUGGCGAUCCCAUCGGUGGUGAGGGUUUUGGUGGUGUUGUCAUUGGUGGUGAUGCUAUCGGGGGUGAUGAUUUUGGUGGCGACGCCAUUGGUGGUGAUGGUUUGGGUGGCAAUAUCAUCGGUGGCGAUGCAAUUGGUGGUGUAGUCAUCGGUGGUGAUGCCAUCGGUGGUGACGGUUUCGGUGGUGAUUCUGUCGGUGGAGAUGGUUUCGGUGGCGACGACAUCGGUGGUGAUGACAUUGGUGGUGUAGUCAUAGGUGGCGAUACAAUUGGUGGAGAUGGUUUGGGUGGCAUGAUCGUCGGUGGGAAUGCUUUCGGUGGCGAUGCCAUCGGUGGUGAUGCCAUGGGUGGUGUAGUCAUGGGUGGCGAUCCCAUCGGUGGUGAGGGUUUUGGUGGUGUUGUCAUUGGUGGUGAUGUUAUCGGGGGUGAUGAUUUUGGUGGCGAUGCCAUUGGUGGUGAUGGUUUGGGUGGCAAUAUCAUCGGUGGCGAUGCAAUUGGUGGUGUAGUCAUCGGUGGCGAUGCCAUCGGUGGUGACGGUUUCGGUGGUGAUUCCGUCGGUGGAGAUGGUUUCGGUGGCGACGACAACGGUGGUGAGGACAUUGGUGGUGUAGUCAUAGGUGGAGAUACAAUUGGUGGAGAUGGUUUGGGUGGCAUGAUCGUCGGUGGGAAUGCUUUCGGUGGCGAUGCCAUCGGUGGUGUAGUCAUGGGUGGCGAUCCCAUCGGUGGUGAGGGUUUUGGUGGUGUUGUCAUUGGUGGUGAUGCUAUCGGGGCUGAUGAUUUUGGUGGCGACGCCAUUGGUGGUGAUGGUUUGGGUGGCAAUAUCAUCGGUGGCGAUGCAAUUGGUGGUGUAGUCAUCGGUGGCGAUGCCAUCGGUGGUGACGGUUUCGGUGGUGAUUCCGUCGGUGGAGAUGGUUUCGGUGGCGACGACAUCGGUGGUGAUGACAUUGGUGGUGUAGUCAUAGGUGGCGAUACAAUUGGUGGAGAUGGUUUGGGUGGCAUGAUCGUCGGUGGGAAUGCUUUCGGUGGCAAUGCCAUCGGUGGUGUAGUCAUGGGUGGCGAUCCCAUCGGUGGUGAGGAUUUUGGUGGUGUUGUCAUUGGUGGUGAUGCUAUCGGGGGUGAUGAUUUUGGUGGCGACGCCAUUGGUGGUGAUGGUUUGGGUGGCAAUAUCAUCGGUGGCGAUGCAAUUGGUGGUGUAGUCAUCGGUGGCGAUGCCAUCGGUGGUGAUGAUUGUGGAGGACAUGGAACUUCCGGUGACGGUUUCGGUGGUGAUUCCGUCGGUGGAGAUGGUUUCGGUGGCGACGACAUCGGUGGUGAUGACAUUGGUGGUGUAGUCGUAGGUGGCGAUACAAUUGGUGGAGAUGGUUUGGGUGGCAUGAUCGUCGGUGGGAAUGCUUUCGGUGGCGAUGCCAUCGGUGGUGAUUCCAUAGGUGGUGUAGUCAUGGGUGGCGAUCCCAUCGGUGGUGAGGAUUUUGGUGGUGUUGUCAUUGGUGGUGAUGCUAUCGGGGGUGAUGAUUUUGGUGGCGACGCCAUUGGUGGUGAUGGUUUGGGUGGCAAUAUCAUCGGUGGCGAUGCAAUUGGUGGUGUAGUCAUUGGUGGUGAUGAUUGUGGAGGACAUGGAACUUCCGGUGGUGGUGGCUUGACUGUCGGAGGCUUAUGGUGGUGUGGCGGUUUCACUUUUGGCGGAAUGGUGGGUGGUGGCUUGACUACCGGUGGCUUAUGA